GUGGGCAGAGGAUCUGUCGACACGUGGGGGAAGGAGGACGGUUGAUCCGGCGGUGGGGAGUCCGAGGAUGGAGCUGAGGAAGUUCGGGAAGAAUUACUCUCAGCUGCUGGAGUUGAUGGUGGAGCAUGCUCAGAUGGAGGAGAGAGUCGUCUUUCCCGUGCUUGAAAUGGCUGAUCGAGGACUGUGUAAAGCUGCAAAUGAGGAACAUGCAAGGGACCUGCCAGUUAUGAAUGGCAUCAAAGAAGACAUCAAAUCCAUUGGAGUUAUGGACUAUGGGACCCCUGCUUACCAUGAAGGGCUCGCCAAUCUUUCUACCCGGCUCAAGUCAUUACAGAAGCAUUGUAAAGAACACUUCGAUGAGGAGGAGAAACAUUUACUGCCAUUGAUAGAGGCAACAGAGCUGAGUGAAGAACAGAAAACGAGGGUAUUUGAACAGUGCUUUGAUGCGAUGAAGGCAACUCAUUCACAUUUGUUAAACUAUUUCCUCGAAGGCCUACUCCCCUCAGAAGCUAUGGAGUAUGUCGACUUGAUCAAUAAAUGCAGCGACAAAGAACGAACAGCCUCUAUGAUUCAGAUGAUUGCCAAGUAAAACCUGUGGUGUUGGUUGUGAUGAGCAAAUAAGCAUGUAAAAUACAUAGAUUGCUUGAAUACAGAAAAUUGAAUGAUUUGUUUA
Theobroma umbraticum is the source of this 673-nucleotide messenger RNA. RefSeq names its product hemerythrin HHE cation-binding domain protein. The record is from RefSeq and is a predicted model, not a curated record. NCBI's taxonomy places the organism in Eukaryota, Viridiplantae, Streptophyta, Magnoliopsida, Malvales, Malvaceae.